CAUGCAACGCACCGUUCGAAUGGUCUGGAUUCGCCUCGUCGCGUGAUCGCCAUCGUCUCUGUAGACAGAAUAAAAAAAAAUCAAGAGGGGGAGGAAGCCGAGGGAGGUUUUCGCUGAGAUGGAGAUGGGUAGGGACGUGGAUGCAGGGCAGCAGCAGAGGCGGCUGGUGGUGGUGCACAGCCAGGUGAGGCGGAUCAAGCAGGAGGAGGGGGAGAAGGUGAAGGUGGACGAGACGUACCAGCACCAGGUGUCGGAGAUGCGGCGGAUGGUGGUGCUCCGGGACAUGGAGGCGAGGCAGCGCUCCCGCUCGCCGCUCGGGAGGGCCGCCCGCCCGGCGAUCUCCAUCGGCGGCGACUCGUGAGGCGUACGUACGUGCGCCACCCCAUUGCCGGAUUGGAUGGAGACGUACGGGCGCCGCCGCGAUCUCCUUGAGUUUUCUUCUCUCGUCAUGGUUAGACCCGACUGAUUGAGCAGCCGAACAUGAGCAGAUGUUUUUUUAGGAUCAUUCUUUGGCUGUACUGCGUACAUUAAUCUUUUUAUUUUAUUGUCGUCGUCGUUGUCGUUGAGACAAGGAAAUUUCAGUUCUUAGGAUUAAUGGAAAGUUAUAUCUUGGUUCUGUAAAUACUAAAGUUAUGUAGCCUAGCUAUUUUGAAUUGUGCAUCUGUGAUGCAUUCAUUCUUGAUGAUCUUCCUCUCUCCGAUGAA
Messenger RNA from Oryza sativa Japonica Group (Japanese rice), 704 nucleotides. RefSeq lists its product as uncharacterized. NCBI's taxonomy places the organism in Eukaryota, Viridiplantae, Streptophyta, Magnoliopsida, Poales, Poaceae. The record is from RefSeq and is a predicted model, not a curated record.